GUAUCAACUCAACUUUUUAGAAGCACAUACGAAAAAUAUCUUCUAUUUAGGACCACUAUCACUUUUAUAGAAACGGGUUUUGGAAUCCUUUGAAGAUCAGCGGUCCCAAUAGGGAAGGUGCAUUCAAUAUCCGCUUUUUCCUUUCCCUUUGUGCCCCGCAAAACUUCCAGGAUACACUCUUUUUCCGUGCCAAUUUAAAUAUCGGGGAAUAUUCGAUCUGUUUUUCCACUAAUUUUUGAUGCUACGCAGGAGGAAACAGGAAAAUCGAAACCGAAUACAACAUGGUGACAUAUUCACAGGACUUAUUGGGUGACACUAAGUUGCAGAAGUUUGUUACGGACUUUUAUGCGGCUUCCGAUGUUGCUCCUCCGGGUAGCGGAAGGGAUCCAUAUUUGAAGUUUUUCGUGGAACCAGCUACUGUAGUGAUGGCUACAAAUGUGAACAAGGGAGUGGAAGGAAUAACCGCUAUGCGUCAAGCAAUGUGGAAGACCGUCACCCACAGACUCCAUGUGCCGUUAAAUGUAGCCUCCAUCAAUGCAACUGAAAAGCUCGUAAAUGGCACUGUUGAAUACACUUUAGUGGGUGGCAAGAAUGUAAAGGUAGAAUGGGCUGCUUAUAUCAAGCUUGCAGAAAGUGAUGAAUUGAAAAUGGAGUUCUAUCAGGUGUAUUUGGACCCAACUGCCGCAUCCAAACAGUAAUUUCUUGACAUACAGUGUUUAGUAAAAUAGAAUUCGCAAUUGUUGAA
Molecule: messenger RNA, 745 nt
Organism: Scheffersomyces stipitis CBS 6054
Lineage: Eukaryota; Fungi; Ascomycota; Pichiomycetes; Serinales; Debaryomycetaceae
Exons: 1
Coding region: 282-698 (138 amino acids)
Source: RefSeq, a predicted model, not a curated record